Messenger RNA from Puma concolor (puma), 1769 nucleotides. RefSeq names its product kelch domain-containing protein 3. Lineage: Eukaryota; Metazoa; Chordata; Mammalia; Carnivora; Felidae. Gene Ontology annotation, molecular function: chromatin binding; protein binding. The record is from RefSeq and is a predicted model, not a curated record. Gene Ontology annotation, cellular component: cytoplasm.
GUUCUAGACUGCAGGCAGCGCGAGGAUCCGCGGCCCCGCCCCGGCCCGGCCUGGCAGGUAGCAGAGGCAGCAGGCCGUGCCGGGGGGGCAUGUUGCUGUAACCAGUGACCCAGGGGAUGUUACGGUGGACAGUGCACCUGGAGGGCGGGCCCCGCAGGGUGAACCAUGCUGCAGUGGCUGUUGGGCACCGGGUAUACUCCUUCGGGGGUUACUGCUCUGGUGAAGACUAUGAAACACUGCGGCAGAUUGAUGUGCACAUUUUCAACGCAGUGUCCUUGCGUUGGACAAAGCUGCCCCCAGUGAGGCCUGCCAUCCGUGGGCAGGCUCCUGUGGUACCCUACAUGCGGUAUGGACACUCGACCGUCCUCAUCGAUGACAUGGUCUUCCUUUGGGGCGGGCGGAAUGACACCGAAGGAGCCUGCAAUGUACUUUAUGCCUUUGACGUCAAUACUCACAAGUGGUCCACACCGCGAGUGUCAGGAACAGUUCCUGGGGCCCGGGAUGGACAUUCAGCUUGUGUCCUGGGCAAAACCAUGUACAUUUUCGGGGGCUACGAGCAGCUGGCGGACUGCUUUUCCAAUGACAUUCACAAGCUGGAUACCAGUACCAUGACAUGGACCCUUAUUUGUACAAAGGGCAACCCUGCACGCUGGAGGGACUUUCACUCAGCUACAAUGCUGGGCAGUCACAUGUAUGUCUUUGGGGGCCGUGCCGACCGCUUUGGGCCAUUCCAUUCCAACAAUGAGAUUUACUGCAACCGCAUCCGUGUCUUUGACACCAGGACUGAGGCCUGGCUGGACUGUCCACCCACUCCAGUGCUGCCUGAGGGCCGCCGGAGCCACUCAGCCUUUGGUUAUAAUGGGGAGCUGUACAUCUUUGGUGGCUAUAAUGCAAGGCUGAACCGGCAUUUCCAUGACCUCUGGAAGUUUAACCCUGUGUCCUUUACCUGGAAAAAGAUUGAACCGAAGGGGAAGGGGCCAUGUCCCCGCCGGCGCCAGUGCUGCUGUAUUGUUGGUGACAAGAUUGUUCUCUUUGGGGGUACCAGUCCAUCUCCUGAGGAAGGCCUGGGAGAUGAAUUUGACCUCAUAGAUCAUUCUGAUUUACACAUUUUGGACUUUAACACAUCUGACAUGUCAUUUGAAGAGCUGUUGGAAUUGCAGAACAAAGUGGGGACUAAGACAUACAAACAGUUGGUAGCUGGAAACAAUACUAAGAAGCCAAGUUCUAGACCACCUGUCCAAAAUGCAUGUGUUGCAGAUAAGCACAGGCCUCUGGAAAUGUCAGCCAAGGUUCGGGUGCCAUUUUUGCGUCAAGUUGUUCCAAUCAGUAAGAAGGUAGCCCGGGACCCCCGCUUUGACGAUCUGUCAGGGGAAUAUAAUCCUGAGGUGUUUGACAAAACGUAUCAAUUCCUGAAUGACAUCCGAGCCAAAGAGAAAGAGCUUGUGAAAAAGCAGUUGAAGAAGCACCGUUCAGGGCAAGAGCACGAGAAACUGCAGCAGCUGCUCCAGAGAAUGGAGCAGCAAGAACUGGCACAGCAGGAACGCAAGCGGCAGCAGGAGCUGCGCCUGGCCCUGAAGCAGGAGAGGCGGGCUCAGGCCCAGCAGGGCCAUCGGCCAUACUUCCUGAAGAAAUCUGAGCAGCGCCAGUUGGUCCUAGCUGAGAAGUUCAAGGAGUUGAAACGUAGUAAGAAGUUAGAGAGCUUCUUGAGUCGAAAGAGGCGCCGAAAUGCAGGCAAGGACCGGAGACAUCUCCCUUUGAACAAAGAGUAA